ACGCGCUAUCAUUGCCGGGCUUUUUACUGAUGCUGCCCGACAUCUACUCGGAGACCCUGAUGUUCAACGCCUCGCCCGCCAGUCCCUGGUUGAACAUACCCUACCUGUGGCUAUAUCUGGUGGCAAACAUGGUCACACAGUACUCGUGCAUCAUGUGUGUCAUGAUCUUAAUGAGCGAGUGCACUUCGCUCACAGUGACCCUGGUGUUGACCAUCAGGAAAUUCAUCUCGCUCAUCAUAUCGAUAUUUUACUUUCAAAACCCGUUCACCGGCACCCACUGGGCGGCCACUGCGCUGGUGUUCGCCGGUUCCCUAUUGUUUAUGGACUUACCGGUGGUGAACGACCGGUUCCGAGCGCUGGCCACCUGUGCCCAGAAUGUGUGGUACGGCCGACGACUGGCCGCUAACGGCUACGAGAAUGUGAUCACAAUUAAAGCCAAAUUACGCGAAUCCGAUAAGUCUUCAGAAAGCAUGGGAUUUAUCGGCAAAUUAUUUUUACUGGCAAUAGUUGUCGGCUUCGGUGCCGUAGUAUAUCAACUAUUUUUGACACCCGACCCACCGCUACCUCACAUACCGGAGCUAUGGUUUGGCAAAAAUGCACUCAAACCGGGUGAGGCCAUACCCAAAGACCCGGAGGCUAUCAAUAAGUUUACAAUCAAUGUGUCCGACGAUGUGCUCAACGAUUUGCGCCGACGGCUAGACUCAGCCCGUUAUGUGUCGCCAAUAGCCGGCACUCAAUUCAAUUACGGUUUUAAUGGCGAUUAUCUGCAGAAAGUCGUCGAUUACUGGAAGAAUACAUUCAAUUGGAGAAAACAGGAGAAG
Molecule: messenger RNA, 821 nt
Organism: Medioppia subpectinata
Lineage: Eukaryota; Metazoa; Arthropoda; Arachnida; Sarcoptiformes; Oppiidae
Source: the annotation of a GenBank genome assembly